CCAAACGCUUAUUGCUUGGUCUUGCAGUCAAAACCACCAUAUGCUUUAACACAAACACACACAACCAUUCUCACAUUUCAUUUCCAGCAAGAAAAACCAAACCAAUCCAAUUCUCUCUUUUUCUUUUUCAUUCUGUGUCCUCUUUUUCCUUUUUUCUCUUUUCCUCAAUACCAAUCCAUCAUAAAUACUCCUCAUAACCAACCCAACUGCCUCCUCUGCUCCCAAAUUUGGUGUUUUUCUCUCUCUCUUUUUUCUCUUUGUUGUCCGGUCGAAUAUGUCGAGGAAAGCUAGUAAGAGGGUGAGUUUCAGUCCUGAUGUGAACGAGAAGCCGAUUCUGUAUCUGAAACAGAGUGGUGGCAAUGGCACCAGAGUAAGUGGAAGCAGGAACAGGGUCACUGGAAUUUGGGCUUUCAGGCAGCUCAAAGAUACAACAGAACUCCCUGCACCCAUCAAAUUACUACGCACACUCAGGGCUAAGGUGGCCAGAGCUGUGUGUAUUAUAUCUGCAAGAAGUAGGACUUCAAGGAAGGUGUCUUCCUCCAACCACUUGACAAGGUCACGCUCUGUAUCUGAUCCCAUCGAGUCUCAUCGAGCCGAAGCUUUAGAGGACUGCAUCGAGUUCUUGAACUCUGCUGCUUCUUUGCAGAGGAGCAAUUCUGUUACUUCAAAUUCUUGUUAAUUAGAGAUUUGUAGAAUAUAUUACAUUAAUGUUCAUACAAAAGGAAAAAGAAGAAGAAAAAAAGAGAGCUUAGUUUAUGGUUGUUGUUUGCAUGAAAAAUUUA
Messenger RNA from Prunus mume (Japanese apricot), 782 nucleotides. RefSeq lists its product as uncharacterized. The record is from RefSeq and is a predicted model, not a curated record. Lineage: Eukaryota; Viridiplantae; Streptophyta; Magnoliopsida; Rosales; Rosaceae.